AUGAGCUCUUCUCAAUGGAAACAGGAUGACCACAAGCUCUUGGUCAUCCCUGGACCUAUCGAGGUCGCUGAUGAUGUCUUGCUCGCCAAUGCUCAUCCCUCGAUGUCGCACGUCUCCCCAGCCUUUGCUCCCGUCUUUGGCAACUGUAUCAAGCUGCUCCGUAAAGUGCUUUAUACCGAAUCUGGUCAGCCGUUCUUGGUCGCCGGUUCAGGUACUUUGGGUUGGGACGCCGUCGCUGCCAACCUGAUCGAAAAGGAUGAAAAGGCUUUGGUCUUGAACACCGGUUACUUCGGUGAAGCCUUUGCCGAUUGUCUUUCUCUUUACGGUGCCGAUGUCACUCAACUCGGUGCUCCUCUGGGAGGUGCUCCUAUCAAGAAGCAGAUCACCGAAGCUCUGAAGAAGGACAAGUACAAGGUCUUGACCUUUACCCAUGUCGAUACCUCUACCGGAGUGCUUUCGAACGCCAAGAUGAUCGCUGAGACCGUCAAGGAGGUCUCUCCGGAGACCCUGGUGGUCCUCGAUGGUGUCUGCGCAGUCGCAUCCGAGGAGAUCCGAUUCGACGACUGGGGCAUCGACGUUGUCAUUUCAGCCACCCAAAAGGGUCUCGGCGUGCCUCCUGGUCUGAGCGUCGUCGUGGCAAGUCAAAAGGCUUUGAAGGUGUUUGAGCAGCGCAAGUCGUUGCCCGCGUCCUACUACAUCAGCUGGGCCAAAUGGCUGCCCGUCAUGAAGAACUAUGAAGCUGGUACUCCUUCCUACUUUGCGACCCCUCCUGUUCAACUCAUCUACGCCCUUGAGACCUCGCUCAAGACCAUCAUGGAGGGCAAGGUAUCGCUUGAAGAGCGAUUCAAGAUGCACCGUGAGACGAGCGUCAAGUUCAAGACGGCCAUGAAGGAUAUGGGUUUCAAGCUGCUGCCCCUCUCCGAUGACACCUCUGCCAACGGGAUGAGCGCGGUCUACUUCCCGGAUGGUUUCAAGGCGCCUGAUAUCCUUCCCAAGAUGCUCAAGCGUGACAUUGUGGUCGCUGCGGGUCUCCACAAGGACGUCAAGGACCGAUACUUCCGAGUCGGCCACAUGGGUGUCACCGUCGUCAACCCCGAGCGUGGCGACAUGGAAAAGAUCAUCAAGGGCAUCCAAGAUUCGUUUGCCGAGGCCGGGUACAAGGUUCCUUCCGGCUCGGCUUGA
Molecule: messenger RNA, 1182 nt
Organism: Filobasidium floriforme
Lineage: Eukaryota; Fungi; Basidiomycota; Tremellomycetes; Filobasidiales; Filobasidiaceae
Product: probale AGX1-alanine-glyoxylate transaminase
Exons: 16
Coding region: 1-1182 (393 amino acids)
Cellular component (GO): peroxisome
Molecular function (GO): L-serine:pyruvate transaminase activity; L-alanine:glyoxylate transaminase activity
Source: RefSeq, a predicted model, not a curated record